AUGGGGUUAAUGGAAAUAUUCGAGUUGUCUCAAGUGUCUCGUCGCGUACUCAAUUGCUUGCAUCUUUCAAGAAUUCGGGUUCAAACUGUUCAAGUAGCGAGCUUUCCUGCUGUCAUAUGUAUCCGUGAAACAGAGUGCCCUCUAGAUGAAAAUUUCAUGAUUCAUUUCGUUCAAACACCUAAACCAGUAGUUGAUCAGAUGACAGUGAACAAUGUUCGCAUUAAUGUUUGUGAAAAGAACGCAAGGCUGAAAGUCAUUCAUUGUAAUUCCAACCAAUUCGGAUACGGUCUUGUGCAUGUGUUGACCCAUUUUGACAAAAUAUUUUACCGAAUUGAUUUUGCAUUCGGAUUUGAACUGAAUACACUGAAUUCAAUGAGAGGGUUACUGUGUCAUCCUAUCUUUAGAAAAUGUGAUUACGUGCAGUUUCGCGGGGAAAAUGAGACAUUAUCAAAUGAGGACUGUGAAUAUCUAUUGGAGAAGACUCAGCCAACCACUGGAAUCACUAUAUUUUGCAAAUUGAGUCCUGACUUUGACUAUAAAAAGAUCCUUCACUUCUCCCGCCUUCGUGUACCAAAUCUAGGAAAAAUGCCUCUUGAAGACUUGAAGGCGUUAGAUAGUGAGAUUGCGAAUCUGGGGAAUCACGAAUUCACAGAAUCUGAUAUCAAUGAAUUUUUACAUCACUGGAUCAAGGGAAACAAUAGGAAACUAAGACGCCUUAAGUUAGACGGAUUCAGGGAAGCGCCAGACUGGGAUAUCUUAUUGAAAGAUGUCGUUCAUACGGAAUGGAAUUCAAAACAGAGAGGAAGAUAUUACAAAUCUAAAUACACUGAUGAAGUUGAAACCAUCGAUUGUGAGGACGGAAAAGAUUUCAAAAAUAAGUAUGGACAACUGGCUACAGUAGUCUAUCAUUCAGAAUUCUUGGAUUUUCUCAUUUGGAAUGACAGAUUCCCAGAAUAA
Molecule: messenger RNA, 957 nt
Organism: Caenorhabditis remanei
Lineage: Eukaryota; Metazoa; Nematoda; Chromadorea; Rhabditida; Rhabditidae
Exons: 5
Coding region: 1-957 (318 amino acids)
Biological process (GO): embryo development
Source: RefSeq, a predicted model, not a curated record